This is a messenger RNA of Mucor mucedo, 774 nucleotides long. RefSeq names its product 40S ribosomal protein S9. NCBI's taxonomy places the organism in Eukaryota, Fungi, Mucoromycota, Mucoromycetes, Mucorales, Mucoraceae. The record is from RefSeq and is a predicted model, not a curated record. Gene Ontology annotation, biological process: positive regulation of translational fidelity; translation. Gene Ontology annotation, cellular component: cytosolic small ribosomal subunit. Gene Ontology annotation, molecular function: rRNA binding; structural constituent of ribosome. Bases 106 to 675 code for a protein of 189 amino acids. The transcript has a single exon.
AAAAAAAACGAGAAAUGAUUGGACCAAAGGGCAGGGCCCGCCCUCCCCCCUAUAAUUCUAAAUUUUUUUUUUGCAAAUGAGUUGAUUCUUUCUCUUUUUUACAAAAUGACUGGAACCACCAGAACUUAUAGUAAGACUUCUAAUGUCCCCAAGCGUCCUUUCGAGGCUGCUCGUCUUGAUCAAGAACUCAAGUUGAUUGGUGAGUUCGGUCUCAAGAACAAGAAGGAAAUCUGGAGAGUCGGACUUACUCUUUCCAAGAUUCGUCGUGCUGCUCGUGAGCUUUUAAAGUUGGAUGAGAAGGAUCCUCGUCGUCUCUUUGAAGGUAAUGCCCUCAUUCGUCGUCUUGUGCGUAUUGGUGUCCUUGACGAAUCUCGCAUGAAGCUUGAUUACGUUCUUGCCCUCAAGAUUGAAGAUUUCUUGGAACGUCGUCUCCAAACCCAAGUCUUCAAGUUGGGACUUGCCAAGUCUAUCCAUCAUGCUCGUGUCCUCAUCCGUCAACGUCACAUUCGUGUCGGUAAGCAAAUCGUUAACGUUCCUUCUUUCAUCGUUCGUUUGGACUCUCAAAAGCACAUCGACUUUGCUUUGACCUCUCCCCUCGGUGGUGGUCGUGCCGGUCGUGUCAAGAGAAAGAGAGCUGCUGCCGCCGGUGGUGCUGCUGAAGAUGAUGAAGAGUAAAUCUUUUACUCCUUCCCCAAUCUAAUAAAUCUACCCUUUUUUUCUUACUAUAAUAAAAAUAAUUCUCUUUUUUUUUGUUUUCAAUUUUGACAGCUUUGC